ACUUCUGAUAGAAAGGAGGCUGAAAAGGAACGUGGAUUUAGCGAGGAGCUAUAUAAGUUUUCAGACGAAGUGACCUAUAAGAUUGCAGUCCCCGCUAAUAGGAACGAUCUGUUAUGCUUAGAAGGUUUAGCUCGCGCUCUGCGAGUAUUUUUAAAUAAGGAAAGCCCGCCCAUUUACACUGAAAUUAAGACAGAAACUCCUGUUCAGUGUCUUGUUAGAAAUUCGGUUCUUUCUGUUAGGCCGAUCAUUGUUUGUGCUAUACUUCGCAAUUUGUCUUUUACAGAAGAAACUCUUAAAAGUUUUAUGAAUCUUCAAGAUAAGCUUCACCAAAACAUUGGUCGUGAACGUACACUUGUUUCCAUUGGCACCCACGACUUUGAUAAAAUUCAGCCUCCUUUCGUAUACGAGGCCCGACCUCCCUCGGCUAUCUCCUUUGUAGCGCUUGAGCAACAUAAGUCUAUGAGCCCUGGAGAAUUAUUUUCCCUUUAUCGAGUUGGAGGAAGCAAGGCGAAGAAGUAUUUGCAUAUUAUUGAGGACAUGGCCUGCUAUCCUUUACUAUUGGAUAGUGAAGGGGUUGUACUAUCGCUACCGCCUAUAAUAAACGGGGAGCACUCGAGAGUUUCUACAGAAACAAGAAACGUAUUUAUUGAAUGCACCGCGACCGACUACGUCAGGGCAUGCGUCGUGCUGGACACCAUUAUUUGCAUGUUUUCUCAAUAUUCUCAGCCCCGUUUUACCUACGAGUCUGUUGAAGUUUUAUAUCCGGAUGGGGCCCGCCAAAUAUACACUAUGUCUUGCCGUGAGGAAACAAUCGCCGUGGACUAUAUUAAUCAGCACAUCGGCGUGACCCUCAGCGCUUCGGCAAUUGCCACUCUCUUGAGCAAAAUGUGCCUUCAAGCGGCAGUUCAUAACGAUCAGCUAAGCGUUUUAAUCCCUCCCACCCGGGCGGAUAUACUGCAUAAGUGCGAUAUAAUGGAGGAUGUGGCCAUUGCUUAUGGCUAUAACAACAUAUGCAAAACGUACCCGCGCACAUGCACUAUUGGACAGCAGUUACCAGUGAAUAAGCUGACCGACCUGCUUCGUUUAGAGUGUGCCAUGGCUGGCUUUACGGAAGUACUGACAUCUUCCCUCAUUUCUCACGACGAGUACUUUAAGUAUUUACUAAAGGCAGACUCCGGGGAAGUGACCGUCAAAGUCGACAAGCCCGCCGCUUCUGUUUUUCAGAUUAUCCGCCCGAGCCUAGUCCCUGGAAUUCUCAAGGCCGUGUCUGCCAAUAAAUUUCAUGCUAAGCCCAUCAUGCUUUUUGAAAUCUCUGACGUGGUGGUUAAAAAUGAGACUUCAGAAAUAGGAUGUAGCAAUCGGCGACACCUUUGCUUAAUCCAUUUUGGCACUCUUUCCGGUCUUGAGCUUAUACAGGGAAUGCUUGACCGAGUCAUGGCCAUGCUAAAGUUUCCGCAGACCACGGUCGAUCCCCGUAGCGGUUAUUACGUCAGUGAAUAUGAGGAAAGUUUUCUUCUUCCCGGACGCAGCGCGCGCGUAUACGUAGGAGGCGAGCACAUGGGAUGCUUGGGCAUCGUACAUCCGGAGGUGCUGGCUUACUACGAGCUUACCUGCCCAUGCGCCCUAUUGGAGCUGGAUAUACAACAAUUUGAAAGCUACACUAGCACAUGCGUCGCAUGGUCUGGCCAAUCACAGAGCGGGCUUAAAUAA
Messenger RNA from Zophobas morio, 1710 nucleotides. Its product is annotated as phenylalanine--tRNA ligase beta subunit-like. The transcript is spliced from 16 exons. Gene Ontology annotation, cellular component: cytoplasm; phenylalanine-tRNA ligase complex. Bases 304 to 1710 code for a protein of 468 amino acids. The record is from RefSeq and is a predicted model, not a curated record. Gene Ontology annotation, molecular function: RNA binding; phenylalanine-tRNA ligase activity; magnesium ion binding. Gene Ontology annotation, biological process: phenylalanyl-tRNA aminoacylation. Lineage: Eukaryota; Metazoa; Arthropoda; Insecta; Coleoptera; Tenebrionidae.